CCUUGCCAUCCUUAGUUUGUGGCGCCUUGGCCGGUUUUUUUAGCCUUAUAUCCGGCAUAUGAAUAGAGACGGCGGUGGCAGAAAUAGGAUACAAUUGGUUGUAGCAAUGGGUUCUCGUCAUGCCAUCAUCGUGCCUUUGCCAGCGCAAGGCCAUGUCAUUCCCUUAAUAGCUCUCUCCCACUCCUUGGUUGCCCAUGGCUUCAGGAUCACAUUCAUCAAUUCCGAGUUCAACCAUGAGCAUGUUGUUGCUUCCUUGUCCCAGAACGGUGGUGAUGGAGUGGAAGGGAUACAGAUGGUUUCCUUUCCGGAUGGAUUGGCACCCCGCGAAGACCGUAAUGAUAUCCAAAAGUUGACAGAAGGCAUCAGAAGGGUCAUGCCUGGACAUUUGGAGGAACUCAUAAAACAGAUGAACACAUCAAAAGGUGACAGGGUUUCAUGCGUUAUCGCCGAUGGGGCCAUGGGGUGGGCUCUCCAAGUGGCGCAAAAGAUGGGCAUCCGGUCGGCUGCCUUUUGGCCUGCGUCUGCUGCACUGCAUGCAAUAUUUCUGCACAUUCCUGAGAUGAUCCAGGAUGGUAUCAUUGAUGCUAAUGGAAUGUCAGAAAGGAGCGAGACAUUCCAGCUGAGCCCAGGCAUGCCGUCUGUGCACACAAGCCAACUUCCAUGGAAUUGUGCCGGUAAUCUCGAAGCAGAAAGAUUCUUCUUCAAGUGCAUGCUCAGUAAUAAUCAAGGAAGGAAGCUUGCUGAAACAAUCAUUUGCAACUCCUUCUAUGACCUUGAGUCACCAUCAUUCACCCUCUUUCCAAAUUUGUUGCCUGUUGGACCAUUACUCACAAGCCAACAAUUUGGAAAGGCAGUUGGGCAUUUCUGGCAAGUGGAUACAACCUGCAUGAGUUGGCUGGAUGAGCAACCUGCUAACUCUGUCAUCUAUGCGGCAUUUGGAAGCUUGGCAGUCUUCAACCAGCACCAAUUCCAGGAGCUUGCACUUGGGCUUGAACUCUCCGGCCGUCCAUUCCUGUGGGUCGUAAGACACGAUCUCACAGAUCGGACAGAUGAUGCCUGGUUAGAUGGGUUUCGAGAUCGAGUUAAAGGCCAGGGAAAGUUGGUAGGAUGGUCUCCUCAACAGCAGGUACUGGCUCACCCUUCCAUUGCUUGCUUCUUUUCUCAUUGUGGUUGGAAUUCGACAUUGGAAGGGGUGAAGAAUGGAGUCCCUUUCCUCUGCUGGCCUUACUUCGCCGAUCAGUUCCUCAACCGGAGCUAUAUUUGUGAUGUUUGGAAGACUGGUUUGAACAUAGAUCCUGAUGACAAAGGAUUUGUUCCAAAAGAGCAGAUCAAAGAGAAGGGGGACCAAAUAUUUUUGAAUGAGGAAAUGAAGGCCAGGGCCUUAAUGUGGAAGGACAUUGCUAAUAGGUGCAUUAAGGAAGGAGGGUCUUCCUAUAAGAAUUUCAAGAGCUUUGUAGAUUCCAUGAAAGAAUGACGAGCUCUUCUAAUUUUCUCAAUAAUAAGGCACAUGGAUCUUUGGUGUUUGCUUCAUCCAACUAAAAAUUAAGCUCUGAUGAAUGUGCUAUGCUGCAUUUGGAAACAGCCAAUGAAAUGGUCUAUGCAUUUAUCAAUAUUCAAGUAUCAUUCUUCUUUCUGCACUGUUGUAGAUUUUGUUUGGGAUAGGGUCUUUUGAGGGAAAUACUCUGAUCUCGUAAAUUGCUUUGUGGAUUUGACUUUGGUGUUCUUGAGAAAUAAUUAAUGUAACUGACAGCUAGUUUAUAUUGUGGAUUGUUCAAUUGGGGCCAAUCCUGCUUC
Elaeis guineensis (African oil palm) is the source of this 1794-nucleotide messenger RNA. RefSeq names its product UDP-glycosyltransferase 83A1-like. The record is from RefSeq and is a predicted model, not a curated record. Gene Ontology annotation, molecular function: quercetin 3-O-glucosyltransferase activity; quercetin 7-O-glucosyltransferase activity. NCBI's taxonomy places the organism in Eukaryota, Viridiplantae, Streptophyta, Magnoliopsida, Arecales, Arecaceae.